AUGCUGUCGAGACCAAAGCCAGGGGAGUCCGAGGUGGAUCUACUGCACUUCCAGAAUCAGUUUCUCGCAACUGGUACAGCCCCAGCAGUAUGCUUGGUCAAGAAAGGAAGUAGGAAAAGUGGUGAUGCUCACCUGGACCAACGUCCACUGAAGGAUCAUCGGGAUGUGGUGAUGUUGGACAAUCUACCAGAUGUGCCCCCAGCUCUGGUCCCUGCUCCCCCAAAGAGAGCCAGAGCCAGCCCCGGCUGCCCCCUGCCAGAGGAUGAGAAUGCUGAGGAGUGGCUGAACAGGCACGAUGAACACAUCACUGCUGUCUUGACUAAGAUUAUUGAACGAGACACAAGUUCAUUGACUGUGAAACUGCCUGUGUCCAGUGGUGUUGCCUUCCCCCCGGUUUUCCACCGCUCACAGGAGAGACAGGGAAAGCCGGCGGUAUCUGGUAAGAGAAGCAUCUUUGCCCAAGAGAUUGCAGCAAGGAGGGUGUCUGAAGCCAGGGUCUUACCAGCUGGAGAAGUUGUGCCUACCAGGGACCUAGCAGAGGGUGCUGUGACAUAUGAGGCACCCACUCCUGAGGACCAGAGCUACCAGCUUCUGGGGAGCGGCCACAGCUUCCAGGGACCACACCUGGUCACAGGGAAGGGGCUCACAGGCCAGAAGGCUGAACAGGAAGUGCAGACUAUCCAUAAGGAGAAUGUAGCGAGACUACAAGCCAUGAGUCCUGAGGAAAUCCUGCAGGAACAGCAGUGUUUGCUGGCUCAGCUUGAUCCCAGCUUGAUUGCCUUCUUGAGAUCUCACAGCCACACCCCUGAGCAAGUAGGAGAGAAGACCACAGAGGGGCAGAAGCCUGGAGGACCUUCUGCUGAGGUCAUCAGAAAGAAGCCCACUAUGCCAACUUCUGCCAGUGAGCCCAGGAAAAAGGAUGAACUGGAGCCAGGAGCCACAGCUCUGGCACUGCCCAUGACCCCCCAUAAGGAAUGGCUGCACAUGGACACUGUUGAGCUGGAGAAGCUCCAUUGGACCCGGGACCUGCCCCCACUCCGGCAGCAACAGACACAGGAGAGGAUGCAGGCCCGAUUUAGUCUUCAGGGAGAGUUACUGGCCCCUGAUGUGGACCUGCCCACCCACCUGGGUCUGCACCACCAUGGAGAGGAGGCAGAGAGAGCAGGAUACUCUCUCCAGGAGCUGUUCCACCUGACCCGCAGCCAGCUUUCCCAGCAGAGGGCACUAGCGCUGCAAGUGUUGGCCCAGAUCAUUAGCAGGGCCCAGGCUGGUGAGUUUAGGGGCCAGCUGGUGGGCAGCGUCUUGCGCCUCCUUUUGGAUGCUGGUUUCCUCUUCUUACUACGCUUCUCCCUGGAUGACAGAGUGGAUGGAGUCAUUGCAGCCGCAGUCCGGGCCCUCCAGGCUCUGUUGGUGGCCCCUGGAGAUGAGGAGCUUCUAGACAGCACCUUCUCCUGGUACCAUGGCGCUUCGGUGUUCCCACUGAUGCCCAGCCAGGAGAACAAGGACGACGAGGAUGAAGAUGAAGAGCCCCCAGCAGAAAAGGCAAAAAAGAAAAGUUCUGAGGAAGGAGGCCAGCCCCCACCUGACCUGGCCCGACAUGAUAUCAUCAAGGGACUCCUGGCCACCAACUUGCUGCCUCGGCUGCGUUAUGUGUUGGAGGUGACCUGCCCAGGUCCUGCAGUGGUCCUUGACCUCCUGGCUGUGCUUACCCGCCUGGCCCGGCAUUCCCUAGAGUCAGCCACAAGGGUCCUGGAGUGCCCUCGGCUGAUAGAGACCGUGGUUCAAGAGUUCCUACCUACCAGCUGGGCCCCCGUGGGGGUAGAGCCUAUUCCCAGUCUACACAGAGUGCCCUGUGCUGCUGCCAUGAAGCUGUUUCGUGUCCUGGCCUCGGCUGGCAGGAAUAUCGCUGCCAGGCUGUUGAACAGCUUUGAUCUUCGGAGCCGUCUGUGCCGCUUCAUAGCUGAGGCGCCCCAAGAACUGUCCUUGCCCCCAGAGGAAGCUGAGAUGCUGAGCACUGAAGCUUUCCGUCUAUGGGCUGUGGCCGCCUCCUAUGGCCAGGGCAGUGACCUUUACAGGGAGCUAUACCCAGUACUGGUACAGGCCCUGCGAGCUGUGCCUCAGGAGCUAGCCACCCAGCCCCCUCGACCCCUGGCCAUGCAACGGAUUGCCUCACUGCUCACUCUCCUCACCCGGCUGACUCUGGCAACCAGCAGCACUAACCCUGAGCCCCUCAGUGACGCUGCUGAGGCCAGCCUGUCGGGCAACCCUUCCUUGAUCACUUGGACACAGGUGUCUGGACUCCGGCCUCUUGUGGAGCCAUGUCUGAGACAGACUUUGAAGUUGCUACCCCAACCUGAGACGUGGAAUGCUCUGGGCCCAGUGCCCACAGCCUGCUUGCUCUUCCUGGACGCCUACUACCAGGCUUGGAACCAGCAACCAAGCCUGUGCCCAGGGGAUUGGCUUCAGGACAUGGAAUGUCUGUCGGAGGAGCUGCUACUGCCCCUGCUGAGCCAGCCCACUCUGGGCAGACUGUGGGACUCCCUUAGGCACUGCUCCCCUCGCUGCAACCCACUGUUCUGUGCCCCGGCACCUGAAGCUCUCCCCAGCCUUGUGGCACUGGGCUGUGCAGGAGGCUGCCCCCCUCUUAGCCUGGCUGGUUCAGCCUCACCCUUCCCAUUCCUCACCGCCCUCCUCUCUCUUUGCAACACCCUUUCUCGGAUCCAUAAGGGGCUAUGUGGCCAGCUGGCUGCCGUAUUGGCUUCUCCAGGAUUGCAGAACUACAUCCUCCAGUGUGUGGCUCCUGUGGCUGCUCCACCACUCACACCCUUCUCCGCGUGGGCCUUCCGCCAUGAGUGCCACCUGCAGUACCUGGCAUUCUCUCUGGCUCAGAGAGCGGCAGCACUCCAGCCAGUGCCAGCCACCAAUGCUACCAUUUUUCAUGGUGGGUCCUUGGCCUUGCUGAGCUGGCUCCUGCCCGGAAGCGAGCACCUUGCCCAUGAGCUGCUAUUGAGCUGCGUAUUCCGGCUAGAAUUCCUCCCGGAAAGAACUUCGGGUGGUCCAGAGGCCGCUGACUUCUCGGACCAGCUGUGCCUAGAGAACCAUGGAGAUGCUGGAUGUGGGCGAGGGUCCCUGCUAGCCCAGGCCUGCCAGGACCUCCCCAGCAUCCGUAGCUGCUACUUGACCCACUGCUCACUGGCUCGAGCCAGCCUGCUGGCCUCUCAAGCUUUGUACCGAGGGGAAGCACAGCGACUCCCAGCCCUGCUGCUGCCUGUUCCCAAAGAGCCGCUGCUGCCAACUGACUGGCCCUUCCUGCCAUUGAUCCAUCUUUACCACCGAGCCUCAGACACCCCCUUGGGACCUCCUCUUACUGACACUGUGGGCACAGCCAUGCGGGCCCUGCAGUGGGUACUAGUCCUAGAGAGCUGGCGCCCUCAGGCCCUCGGGACUGUACCUCCUGCCGCCCGCCUGGCACGGCUCAUGUGUGUCUUCCUGGUGGACAGUGAGCUCUUCCGGGAGACCCCAAUACAGCGUCUAGUGGCAGCCCUUCUAGCCCGGCUCUGCCAGCCCCAAGUGCUGCCAUACCUCAACCUGGACUGUCCACUUCCUGGCCUGACAUCUUUCUCUGACCUCUAUACCAGCUUCCUGGAGCAUUUUGAGGCUGUCUCCUUUGGAGACCACCUCUUUGGGGCGCUGGUCCUCCUUCCUCUGCAGCGUCGGUUCAGUGUGACCUUGCGCCUUGCCCUCUUUGGAGAACAUGUUGGGGCCUUGCGAGCUCUGGGCCUGCCUCUGACCCAGUUGCCAGUGUCCCUACAGUGCUACACAGUGCCUCCCGAAGACAACCUGGCCCUCCUUCAACUCUACUUCCGGGCCCUGGUGACUGGUGCACUUUGUCCACAUUGGUGUCCUGUGCUCUACGCUGUGGCUGUGGCUCAUGUCAAUAGCUUCAUCUUCUCCCAGGACCCAAAGAGUUCAGAUGAGGUGAAAGCUGUCCGCAUGAGCAUGCUGCAGAAAACUUGCCUGCUGGGUGACAAGGGUCUCCAGCAGCACAUCCUCCACUAUAAGCUUCCAAAUUCAGCCUGCCCAGAGGGCUUUGAGCUGUAUCCUGAGCUGCCGCCUCUACGUCAGCAGCACCUCCAGGGACUUAUCUCAGGGGUGCUCCAAACUGGGGAACCAAGGGUCUCGGCUCUUCUCCACCGGCCUGGGCCACAGAAACAUUGUGACGGGGCGCACGCGGACAGCAGCGUGGCGGUGACAAUCGGGGCCGCCAGGAGGCAGACAGGCCUGUUGUGGCGAGCGCCUGACAGAUCACAGUGUCGCAGGGUAUUCCGCAGCGACGAUAAGGUCUCAGCCUACAGAGCCGGGGACGGCACGGGCACCAGGAACCCCUGUCACGGGUGCAUGGCGUCGUCUCUGCAGUCUUCUCUCUUCAUCCGCAGGGGGCACCAGGGAGAGGACGCCAGUGCCAGAAUAAAGAGUGCCAAUGGGACAAGGGCUGGGGUGAAGGGCAGCCGGAAGAGCUUACUGGCCUUGGAAAGACUCACCCCACUGAAGAACACGUGGCAGCCAAUAAAACAAGGGGCCCGAGAUCCCGGAGCUGGGCUGCGGGUGGCGGAGGUGCCACCUACAUCUUCAUUUUCCGAAUACUUGCUCGGCUUGGUGCAGGCCGCCUCCGCCCUUAGCGCUCAUCAGCCGGGACACGCCCCAGAGCUCGCCAGUGACCGCGGAGAUAGGCGGGCUUGUGCGCUCUCCUGGCUGCUCGCCAUACUGCUGUCGUCCCGCAUGUCAUGUCGAGGGGGCGAUUGGACGUCACCAGACCCCUCACCACAGGCGGGUAGUUCAUUGUCCGAGAUCUUGCUAGAACUCUGUUCUCAUCAGGAUGAUGUAGAUUUCCUCAGGGAGGCACCGGAGGCAGGAAGCAGGAGCGAAAAGAUCCUUGCCAUGUAUCCUGAGACCUGCAAGGUCCAAAGUCAACCAUCCCCUUUAGCCAUGCAGGACCUGCAGCAGAUGGCCUACAACAUUGCCCAUGGCCGCCACUACUGGAAGAAAGUCACUUCAUCCAUAGGUUUGGGGCUUGGGGGACCCAACCAUAUCUCAGGAGACCUACCCCAGCCCAAUUUCUUCCCCAAGUCCUUUGGGCUGCUGCUCUGGAAGAUCUUCUCACCAAGCUUCAAGCUCUGCCCUGGCUACCCCAACCAGGAGGUUGGCAGCACCAACGUGAGCUCUGCCCUAGCUUUUGCCAGCAUCAUAGACCAUCUUCAAUACUAUUGUACCUAG
Molecule: messenger RNA, 5274 nt
Organism: Chrysochloris asiatica (Cape golden mole)
Lineage: Eukaryota; Metazoa; Chordata; Mammalia; Afrosoricida; Chrysochloridae
Gene: RPAP1
Product: RNA polymerase II associated protein 1
Exons: 32
Coding region: 1-5274 (1757 amino acids)
Biological process (GO): transcription by RNA polymerase II
Cellular component (GO): nucleus
Source: RefSeq, a predicted model, not a curated record